AUGGCCGACAUCAAGACUGAGGCGCAGCCAGGGCGCGUGGGGAACUUGACCCCCGAGCAGGAAGAGAAGCUGCGCGAGCUGUGGGCUGCCAUCUUCAAGGUGUGCGCAGUGGGCGAACAAGACGAGCCAACGCCGGCCUCCUCCACCGCACCUGUGGCGGCCGACAAGUCCAAUUCUAAGGAGAAGGGCAAGAAAAGGAGGAUAACCUUGUUCUCUAGGAAGGGUCACAAGGAUAAGAGCGGCGACUCGGAUUCGGCCUCUACGGACAAGUAUGGGCAGAACAAGCAGUUCCUCGACACAUUGGCCAGCUCCUCGCCCGAGAGCAUCCGCGCCACUAUCUGGAGCAUGAUCAAGCACGACCACCCUGAUGCGCUCGCCCUGCGCUUCCUGCGCGCAAGAAAAUGGGAUGUUGACAAGGCCCUCGUCAUGCUGGUUUCCACGAUGAACUGGCGCGCCAACGAUAUGCACGUCGACGACGACAUCAUGAAGAAGGGCGAGGCCGGCAUGGCCGACCUGUCCAAGUCUAGCGAUCCGAAGGAGAAGCAGCUGGGUGAGGACUUUAUGGCGCAGAUUCGCAUGGGCAAGAGCUUCCUCCACGGUCUGGACGACCAGGGAAGGCCCAUCUGCGUCGUGAGGGUACGGCUACACCACCAGGGUGAGCAGUGCGAGGAGUCGCUUGAGCGAUACACUGUCUACCUUAUCGAGACCGCACGCAUGGUUCUACGGCCGCCGGUGGACACAGCAACCAUCAUGUUUGAUAUGACUGGCUUCUCCAUGGCCAACAUGGACUAUACACCGGUGAAAUUCAUGAUCAAGUGCUUUGAGGCAAACUAUCCUGAAUCAUUAGGCUCGGUCCUUGUCCACAAAGCACCUUGGCUCUUCCAAGGCAUAUGGAAGCUCAUCCGCAGCUGGCUUGAUCCCGUUGUCGCCAGCAAGGUACACUUCACCAACAACCUGAAGGACCUGGAGGAGUUCGUCGCGCCCAGCCGCGUGCUUAAGGAGCUCGACGGCGAGGAGGAUUGGGACUACAAAUACGUCGAACCCGUGCCCGGAGAGAACGACAAGAUGAACGAUACAGCCACGCGCGACGGCAUGCUGGCCGCCCGCGAGCAGCUGUACAAGGACUAUGAGCAGGCGACACUGACCUGGAUCAAGACGCCUGACGCCGCAGGGAUCAAGGCGCAAAGGGAAAGUAUCGCGUCGAAGCUCAGGGCGGACUACUGGGCACUAGACCCGUACCUGCGCGCGAGGUCAUACUAUGACAGAACGGGAUGGAUACAGGGGGAAAAGGUAGACCCGUACGGCACGGCCGAGAAGACCCCCGCGGCGGUACAGGCGGGAGCGAAUGGCGAUGCCGCGACGAGUGCAGACGAUGUGGACUAAAGGGUGAGAGAGAGAGAGAGAGAGUAAUACGAUCAUACACCUACAUAUACGUAUAUAUGAUAGAAGGUAUAUAUUGGGGGCGCGCGUAAAAUCUUAAAGAGCGACCCUCCGCAAUGAAAAGUCUCAAUGACGAGGUUCGUCCUCGCAAC
Molecule: messenger RNA, 1532 nt
Organism: Cryphonectria parasitica EP155
Lineage: Eukaryota; Fungi; Ascomycota; Sordariomycetes; Diaporthales; Cryphonectriaceae
Product: CRAL/TRIO domain protein
Exons: 4
Coding region: 1-1383 (460 amino acids)
Source: RefSeq, a predicted model, not a curated record